UUGGUGGUGGCAGUCCAGCGAGUUUUGUUGCUUGAAGAGUGCCAUACAAAAAUAUUUGAAUAGCUGAUAAGAGAAUUAAAAGUCACAAGGAUAAGAAAGGAUCGGAAAAGGAGUAACCUUGGCGAGCACUUUUUUGCCAUCCGUAAUUAAAUAGUUUUCAAAACAGUAUUUUUGUGUGUGCAUGUGUGAUUAAAUUUCAAAAACAUAAAGAAAAAUGGAAGUAAUUGAGAAAAUCAACGAAGUGGACUACAGUUUCACCUCUCAUGAGUUGAACGAGUGGUUCGGUUUGCGGGCGCCCAACUUCAUAGUUGCAGUUAUAGCCGCGUAUCUGUUGCUAAUUUAUGCAAUCGUACCAAAUUACAUGAAAGAGAGAGCACCCUAUCAACUAAAGACAUAUAUUGUAGUAUACAAUUCGGCGCAAAUGAUCUCCUGUAUUUACAUUAUCAGUGAGAUUUUUCGCAUCACAUCAACAAAGAUAUUUCAAUUCUGGGAGUGUUAUAUGUUCGAGUCGAAUACACAUGCGGAAUAUCUGUUUAAUCGCGUCACAUAUUUCACCUUCUGGCUAAAAAUUAGUGAGCUUUCAGAAACGAUUGUAUUUGUCUUGCGUAAGAAGCAGAAUCAGGUGUCCUAUCUUCAUGUAUUUCAUCAUUGCUCAACCAUUACACUGAUCUAUCUCUUGCUUGUCAAUUAUAGAGGAGGCUCUGCUUUGUAUCCGCUGCUGCUCAAUUGCACUGUUCAUGUGUUUAUGUAUGCCUACUACUUGAUUGCAGCUGUGUGCGACGAGAAUAUUGUGAAAGGUUUAACACCAGUCAAGAAAUCGAUUACUACCAUUCAAAUGAUACAAUUCGUCCUAAUUCUUGUGCACGCGGGUGUUAUAUCUUGUCGCUGCGUAAUAGCACCGUUAGUGGUUGGCUAUUAUGCUUUUGUGGUCCUUGCCAUAUUCUAUGGUUUUUAUGACUUCUACAGGAAGGCUUACAAAGCUAGCAAUAAGAGUAGCUAAUAUUUCCUGAUAUUUCAUUAUUUUGUAAUCAGAAUUUAUUUUAGCAUACCUAUACAUAUAUGUACUAAGUACAAAAUCACAGGAUCCUACAAAAUGAUAAGAGGAAAUAUAUACUUAUAUGUAAAUUUA
Anastrepha obliqua is the source of this 1129-nucleotide messenger RNA. Its product is annotated as elongation of very long chain fatty acids protein 4. Gene Ontology annotation, biological process: sphingolipid biosynthetic process; very long-chain fatty acid biosynthetic process; fatty acid elongation, polyunsaturated fatty acid. Gene Ontology annotation, molecular function: fatty acid elongase activity. The coding region runs from base 215 to 1000 and encodes 261 amino acids. The record is from RefSeq and is a predicted model, not a curated record. Gene Ontology annotation, cellular component: endoplasmic reticulum membrane. The transcript has 5 exons. Lineage: Eukaryota; Metazoa; Arthropoda; Insecta; Diptera; Tephritidae.